Messenger RNA from Procambarus clarkii (red swamp crayfish), 588 nucleotides. Lineage: Eukaryota; Metazoa; Arthropoda; Malacostraca; Decapoda; Cambaridae. The record is from RefSeq and is a predicted model, not a curated record.
AUGUUUGAGGAAUAUUUUGAUGACCAUCAUUAUGGCAGAAAGGGAAAACACACCGUCAGCAGUGACGACGUCAGGAAGAACGCCGUCAGCAGCAGCAGUGACGACGUCAGGAAGAACGCCGUCAGCAGCAGCAGUGACGACGUCAGGAAGAACGCCGUCAGCAGCAGCAGUGACGACGUCAGGAAGAACAUCGUUAGCAGCAGUAACGACGUUAGGAAGAACGCCGUCAGCAGCAGCAGCAGCAGUGACGACGUCAGGAAGAACACCGUCAGCAGCAGCAGUGACGACGUCAGGAAGAACGCCGUCAGCAGCAGCAGCAGCAGUGACAACGUCAGGAAGAUCACCGUCAGCAGCAGCAGUGACGGCGUCAGGAAGAACGCCGUCAGCAGCAGCAGUGACGACGUCAGGAAGAACGCCGUCAGCAGCAGCAGCAGCAGUGACGGCGUCAGGAAGAACGCCGUCAGCAGCAGCAGCAGCAGUGACGGCGUCAGGAAGAACGCCGUCAGCAGCAGCAGCAACAGUGACGCCGUCAGGAAGAACGCCGUCAGCAGCAGGGUGGGAGGGAGGAAAGACCUGCUGAAACAUUAA